Molecule: messenger RNA, 824 nt
Organism: Carica papaya (papaya)
Lineage: Eukaryota; Viridiplantae; Streptophyta; Magnoliopsida; Brassicales; Caricaceae
Source: RefSeq, a predicted model, not a curated record
GGUUUGUACAGAGUGUGUUGGGGUUGUAGGUCAACAAUGACAUCCAAUAAAAAUUAUAAGUCUGAGAAAAAUGAUGUUAAGAACAUCAAUCAAGAUGUUUCAACUGUUGCAAAGGAGGCCUGCUGAGGUGCCUUCUGAUUGUAGGGAGAUGGAUACUGAGAAUGGUAGUCCCCUUGCUUACAGAUAAGGGGGUUGCUUUAAAAUCGUCUGGAGAGAGUCCUGUUGAUUCCAUGAACAAGUUCAAAGCUUCAGAAUCUUUUUCUGAUGCUGCUGCUACAAAUGUCAAAUCAGCAUGUACGGCGUUAGGAGAAGAUAACAUGGAAUACAAUGAUGCAACUGAUAAUGCAGCUCUGCCUCCACUAGAUGGUGGUGGUGGUGAUGCAGUUAUUGAUCAGCAAGAAGUUCAGGCGUCGCCUUUACCUGGUGAUAGCUUUUUAGCCUCCAAAAAGGAGGAAGAGAGUUCAGCUACAAUGUCCACGGAAGCUGUUUUGUUGAAGGCAUCUUCUACUGAGACAACUGUGGUCGAUCUUGUUUCUGAAUCUAAAAAGGACGAAUCAUGUGACACUGAUGAACAUCAAUUACGUGACAAGGUUGUUCAAUCUCCCUCAUUGGUGCAUAUAUGUAGUAUAGGAAAUCAGACAGAGCCCGAAAUGCAGGUCAACAAAGUUAGCCAGGAAAACACCCUGGAGGUUGAUUUAUGUCCUGCUGGUGGUUCAACACAAAGACAAGCUGUUGGUGCUGAUGGACAACUUAAGAAUAGGGAAGUAACUGUUAAAGAAAAUGAUGAAAAGACCCUUCCAAAAGUUCCAGGUGAUCAUUUUUAA